AUGGAAAGCAUUCAAACAGUGAAAUUGGGCGAACCCUGGGAACAGAGAGUCCGCACCGUUCAGUACAGCACUGGUAUAGCAGUGGAGAUGCGCUCAUCAAAUAUACUGGCCUCAGCCACGGCUUCCAUCUCGACUCACGGACAAACCAGUCGGUCGACGCCUCGCAUCUCAAUUCAGGUCAAAGUAGAGGAAAACAGCGUCAGUAGUGCCGAAGACAACAGCAAUGGCGACGGCUGUAAUGGUUCCGCUGUGAACGCCGGCCAACAACUGUCCGCCGGCAACAAUUGGCCCAACGCUUGCAUCUAUAAGUGCAACAUCUCUGCCGACGCGCGCCGUUAUGUCUACAGCGAAGACAAAUGCUUAGAACCAGACAUUGAGUCGUCCAAGAAUCAGGAAAACGAAACAAAUUUAAUUGCUUUGAGGGAUCAGUUCCUCUGCAAUGGAAGCGCUUUUACAACAAAUGCACAGCAAAAUAGUCAACAUUACAACAUUGUCGACAAUUAAUUAGACCCAAUCUAUUGGAAUUGGGAACAAGUGAGACAAUGGCUCGAAUGGACGAUCAAAGACUAUUCACUCCACGACAUAGACAUCAAUCGAUUCAAUCAUUUUGUUGGCAAAGACUUGUGUCGUAUGACUCGCGAAGACUUUAAAAAGACAUUACUAACACUGCUAUGCAUUGACCCAAACGGCCCGUACUAUCCAUACGUACAUUCACUGCCAAAAUGCACUUCAUUUCAGUGCUCGUAA
This is a messenger RNA of Medioppia subpectinata, 747 nucleotides long. Lineage: Eukaryota; Metazoa; Arthropoda; Arachnida; Sarcoptiformes; Oppiidae. The record is from the annotation of a GenBank genome assembly.